AUGGGUCAAACCCAAGCUAUUAUUCCAGAUCAAGUGCAAGAGCAGGGAGUUCAGAACACUCCACCACCAGUGCCAACUGUUGUACCUACUGUUGCCUUACCUGCAGAUGCAGUGGCAAGGUUAUUGAAUGUGUUAGAGGCAUUGGUGCCUACUCAGGGCGGAAGUUCAGCUCCUCAAGCUACUUCACAAACACAAGCACCUGCACAGACUCAGACUUUCGGGAAUAAGGAAGUAUCCCUACACGAGUUCCUGAAAUUGAUAUCACCAAAAUUCACAGGUUCCGAUAAUUCAGCAGAUCCUCAAAGUUUCUUGGAUGGGACACUUAAGGCAUUACGUGCUCUUGGAUGUUCUAGUGAGAGAGCCGUGGAGCUCGCAGCAUACAAACUAGAGGAUAUGGCCAACACAUGGUAUGCAACUGUAUUGCUAGGAAGGCCGGCAGGAGCACCACCACUGACAUGGGACGAGUUCACUAAGUUGUUCAAGAAUCAUUUUCUUCCAGACAGUCUGAUGCAACAACAUGCUAGAGACUUUGAGAGAUUGGUUCAGACUCCAGAUAUGGAUGUGUCAACAUAUAACACUAAGUUUUGUAAACUGGCUAUAUAUGCUUCUCACUUAGUGCCUACCGAAGAAGCUCGAAUUCAGAGGUUUAUUGAUGGAUUGGUUGGUCGUCUAUACACUGCAGUAGCCCCACAGAUGAAGACUUUAUCCUACUCUGAUGUAGUCGACCUUGCUAGAAAGAUUGAAAACAAGGGACGUGAAGAGCGUGCAACUAGUGAAUUACGUACAGGAAAUAGAGGUCGAGGUGCUGUAGACCAUGCUACUGUGAAUCAAGGACAAGGGAAUGCUGGUAGAGUGGUUACAGGUAUUCUUUCUGUCUGUUCAUUUGAUGCACUUGCGUUGAUUGAUCCGGGAUCUACUCACUCCUAUGUGCCCUCGUACUUUGCUUUGAGAUUUAGUAGACAACCCGAACUAUUGAAUGAUCCUUUUCUAGUUGCUACUCCUGUCGGAGAGUCUCUAUUAGCUGAAUACGUGUAUCAUGCUUGCCAGAUUCGGGUUGAGGUCGAUUUUCAUGCAAAGAUAGUAAGGUUUGAGAUACCAAAUGAACCUAGUUUUAUUCUAAGAGGGAGUCAGGUUCCAGAGACUUGCAAAAUUGUAUCUUUUAUUAAAGCUCAACGACUUUUGAAGAAAGGUUUCUUGGGUCUCUUAUCUAUUGUAAAUGACACAAGAAAGGAAAUAGUUAGUAUAGAAAAUGUACCAGUAAUGAGAGAAUUUUCUGAUGUAUUUCCUGAGGAUUUACCAGGAUUGCCUCCGGUACGAGAAAUAGACUUUGAUAUUGAUUUGCUACCUGACACACAACCCAUAUCGAUACCCCCAUAUCGAAUGGCGCCAGCAGAGUUGAGGGAGCUAAAGCAACAGUUACAAGAUUUGAAGAAAGACGGAUCCCUGAGAAUGUGCAUUGACUACAGGCAGUUGAACAAGAUAACAAUACGCAAUAAAUAUCCUUUGUCCCGUAUAGAUGACAUGUUUGGUCAGUUACAAGGAGCUGCCCGCUUUUCAAAGAUUGACCUCCGUUCUGGUUAUCAUCAACUUAGAAUCAAAGAUGAAGAUAUUUCUAAGACUGCUUUCAGAACUCGAUACGGGCACUAUGAGUUUCUCGUGAUGCCUUUCGGACUGACUAAUGCUCCAGCGGUAUUCAUGGAUUUAAUGAAUAGGGUGUUCAAGCCGUUUCUGGAUAGAUUUGUAAUAGUAUUUAUUGAUGAUAUCCUGAUAUAUUCUCGUAGCCAAGGAGAACACGAGGAUCAUCUCAGUACUGUGCUGCAGACAUUGCGAGAGCAUCGGCUUUAUGCUAAGUUCUCGAAGUGUGAAUUCUGGCUAGACUCGGUAGCAUUUCUGGGAGAUUCGCAGCUUUUUAAGCUUAGCAGCCUAUUACAGGCAUUUUGUGCAGGAUUUCUCCAGAACAGCAGUGCCGCUGACCAAGCUAACAUAGAAAAAUGCAAAGUUUCAGUGGACAGAGGAAUGUGA
This is a messenger RNA of Nicotiana attenuata, 2022 nucleotides long. RefSeq lists its product as uncharacterized. Bases 1 to 2022 code for a protein of 673 amino acids. The record is from RefSeq and is a predicted model, not a curated record. The transcript has 6 exons. Lineage: Eukaryota; Viridiplantae; Streptophyta; Magnoliopsida; Solanales; Solanaceae.